Molecule: messenger RNA, 2129 nt
Organism: Tetranychus urticae (two-spotted spider mite)
Lineage: Eukaryota; Metazoa; Arthropoda; Arachnida; Trombidiformes; Tetranychidae
Gene: PolA2
Product: DNA polymerase alpha subunit B
Biological process (GO): DNA replication; DNA replication initiation
Cellular component (GO): alpha DNA polymerase:primase complex
Molecular function (GO): DNA binding
Source: RefSeq, a predicted model, not a curated record
UUUUACCCGCCAAUUUUAUGUCUUGUGUUGUUUUUCUUUCAAUAGUGUUUCAACUUGCAUCAAUAAUAUUUGUAUCUUUGUUUUGGCCUUUUAAUUAAUCAUUAAAUUGUUUCAAAAAUGGAUGAAGAUUUUUCUUCAAUAAAUCUCGUUGAUUCUGCUGAGAUUCUUAAUGAAUUCAUUGAAGCUGGUGUCUACAUUGCCAAUGAAGAUGUUGUGGAAAAAUUGAAAAAAGUGAGUGUAGAGUAUAAUCUUACGCCUGCCGAUCUUUAUGCUCAAUGGUUAUCAUACACAAACAAAAACCCCGGAGUUGAAAAAUUAGAUGCUGUUGUUGCUGAGGAGCUCGAAGCAAGGAUUCACCAGAGUAGGAUUAAAGCCACUCACCAUAGUGCUACCAAGGCUAAAUAUAUUCCCAAGAUCAAACCUAAAAUUGAGUAUGAUAUAUUGGAAACUUAUGUGUCUCUCGGCAAUAUAAAGAAAGAGAAUGGCAGUGAAGAUGCAAAAACUGAUUUAGAGGAGAAAUCUGGUGAGUCAAAAUCGGAACCUGUAAAGAUAAAAACAGAGCCGGUCGAUGAGCCCAUGCAUGAAGAUAUAUCCAUUGAUCACAUAGAAAAUGGUAAAGCAGAAAUAAACACAGAAAAAUUUCAAGCCAGAUAUAUAAAAAUAGAGCGUUCUGAUGAACCAGAAAAUCUUGUAGAAAGCAAACGUGAAUUCAAAGUUGAUGAAGAUGACGAAUUGUACAAAAGAGAAGUCAUUUGUGAAUUUGGACAAGUUAUCCCUUUCAAAGCAUGGUUGGCCUUAAAAAAGGAUCGGAAGCUCAACAUAACACCAUUCGAUCAUAAUAGAAAUUUAUUAGCAGAAGAAAAAUUCAUGGAUUGUAGUAUAAUGAAGAAUGUUCGAGCAAUGGAUGCAAUACAUAAUGAGUUGAGGCCCCUAUUUUUAAGUGCCGACCGAGACCGUGUCAUAAGCACUUUCGUUAAUGCUGAGCCUGGAGAAGCAGCAUUUUUUGGUAAACUUCGAAUGGACGCAAAAGAUGAGUUUGAUGAGAAACUUGUUUUUCUACAUGACGAUAGUGAAUGUAAAGUCCGCUUUCAACUCGAUCUUACUCAUGUAAAAGAUUUUUCCAUUUUUCCUGGUCAAUUUGUCGAGAUUGUUGGCGAGGCUGUGACAAAAGAAAUUAUUCGGGUCCAAGAAAUCCAUGAUAUGUCCUAUUUAAUUAGACCUUUUCCACCAGCUCCCACCUUUACUCAUCCUAUUAACAUUGUCACUGCUUCAGGGCCUUUCAAUACCCCUAACACUGAUGAUUUUUCGUUGCUCAAAAAUCUACUUGAAUACGUCUCAAGCUAUCGUCCUGAUGUUCUCAUUUUAUUUGGACCGAUUGUCGAGAUGACAUCGAGUAUGUUUGACUUCUUCUCUCUCUCCUUAUUUAAUGAUGCUAUGUGUUUGAUUAGUGAGAAAGUUGUGGAAACUGGAACUAGAGUCAUAGUAAUAUCUUCACCUAAAGAGUGGCACACUUUACCUUUAUUUCCAACUCCGCCAUACAAUGGGUUCUGGACCAACAUCGAGCUUUACCCCUGUCCAUCUGUUAUCGACAUAAAUGGUUUAAUUAUUGGAUUGUCUUCUGUUGAUAUCAUUUUUCAUUUGACUAAACAUUUAUUGGAAAGUCGAAAAACAACCGAAUCUGGAAAUCGUAUUAAACGUAUCCUUAGACACAUCGUGGCUCAGCACAAUUUUUAUCCUCUUUAUCCAACAGCUGAUGAAGUGACACUAGAGGUUCCCAAAAUUGAAUAUUGCCGAUUUAUGAAAACACCGCAUAUAAUAAUUUUACCAUCAACGCUUCGUAAUUUCAUUCAUUCUAUUGAAGGUUGUGUCUUUGUCAAUCCAGAAAGAAUCAGAAAAAAUACCAUCGGUCGAAUUCAAGUUUUCCCCGCUGCGAAUCAAGGAGUUUCAACAAGCAUUGAAUCAUCAAUCAGUGCUCAAAUCAUAAAACUUUAAAUCAUAUUGUUUUCAUGAUAUUCCAUUUUCUAUAAAUUUAAUAAUUGUGAUGUGUCAAUUUUAACAUUUUUAUGUCUACAGCAAUGAGUAAGCAAACUCUUUUAAACAUAAUUAAAUUCAAGUAUUGAGAAAGAUAA